Messenger RNA from Taeniopygia guttata (zebra finch), 412 nucleotides. Lineage: Eukaryota; Metazoa; Chordata; Aves; Passeriformes; Estrildidae. The record is from RefSeq and is a predicted model, not a curated record.
AGGAGAGCAGAGACUAAUGACAGUCCCUAAUAAUAAGUGACAGGAAUAGGGGCCAUGGGUGGGUGCCAAGCCAGUGUGGGCUGUUGGGCCUGCCAGCAUGCACUGGGUGACAAGUGAAUCGUGCAUGCAGGAGGUGAAGGAGCGGCUGCUGUGCCACGUUCUGGUGCGGAAAGAGGAGGAAAAGGGACAGAUCACUCAAGUGGAUGUCACCUGCAAGUUCAUUUGCCCUGUUGUGCAAAUGUCUUCCAGAGCAAUCGCUUUCCGUGUGGAAAAGAAACCCAGUGAUGUCCUGACUCUGCAGUACCAGCCUUUGUCUUUAAAAAACACCUGCUCCCUGCCAUUCAGCAUUGUGCUGGACUUGGAGCAGCCGUUCCUGAUCUGCAAUGCAGACCAGCAGCCCCUCCCUUGCUGA